UGAAUACAGUCCACUGGUGAUGCUAUUAUAUUUCACACUGUGUGCAGCUUAUCUCCAAAUAUCCCAUUGUUCUGUAAAACUAACUGGAGCAGAGACUUUCGUUGUAAAAGGUGCCCAAAGCACGGUCACUAUCACCUGCACAAUAGAAGCGAAUGUAGAUCUUGACAGUAAGAAUAUAAUCUGGGAAAUAGGCUCGGGUGAGGACAAAGAAACACGGGACAUCAACAACAGUCAAGUUUCCUGGGAUGACAGUACUAAAGAAACUAAGUUGACUGUAGAUCCAACUCCUACUGAAACCACAAGUUAUGUUUGUCAGUACACGGGAGCUGAAACUAACUCCGCUGCAACAGUGCGGGUUCUAGGAUUUGAAGUCAGUCCUGGCUCCACCCACAUAAUUAAAGACAGUACAGGAACAUUAACUUGCUCCCUACCCUCGUCAAUAUACGCCGUGUCAGUUCAAUGGUAUAAAGAUGAUCAGGUGACAGGACCUCCUAGAACAGACAUUACCACCACACAGCAGGUAUCAGCAAGUGGUACCUACAAGUGUGUAGCUGACUACACAGCUCUGAGUACCUUCUCUGGGGGUAGUGUUACAAGUGACAUAGCUACCGUCUCCUUACUAGAGUUCGUGUCAGUAUCGGACGCUGUGACGCUCCUACAAGGACAGACAACCACCCUUUCCUGUACGAUACCAAAUACUCCGUACAGUGUGAAGGUCAACUGGUACAGAACAUCAGAUGAUACCAUGGUUAAGGAGUACCAGAGUGAUCAUGCUAACGCUCAAUACACCAGCACAUACCAGGCAAGUGAAGGUGGAGGUUACUAUUGUAAAGCUAUCUACACAGCUAAAGACCAGUUUAAAGGAGGCGAACUAAAGUCUCCCACCAUCACCCUCACUGUUAUAGAUUACACGAUUAACCCGCUCAGCUCGGAUGUGGGCGUAGGUAAACGUUACACUUUAACCUGCAAACUAGGACAGGCUGACUUCACCGCUAAAUGGUCCUGGUUCAAGGACGAUGCGGAGAUCACUGCUACCACUGCUGAUAUCAAGGCUAAACAGGAGAACAUUCUUAUUUAUACGUUGGACGGUAGUAAACAGUCAGGAGGGGAGUAUUUCUGUAGAGCAGAGUACGACACACAAACAGGACUACAGGCUGGUUCUAUUGAUAGUACCAAGGCAACUGUAACCAUAGCAGAUGUAACAGUAAAGAGUGUUGUGGUAGAGAAAGGCAAGCCAGCCUUGAUAAAGUGCGAUAUUACUGGAGCAGCUCAAGACCCUGAGGUUAUGAGGUUUACUAUGGACGGGGCUGAUAUUACUCAGGAGGAGGCGUUGGGGAACUUCCAGGACGGUGCCAAGAGUAUGUCAGUACAAAUACCGGACAUACAAUCAGACAAGACUUACUCCUGUGAAGUUGGGUGGAACUCCCUUAAUUACAACUACCCUCUCACUGUCGACAUGAUAGAACUGAAGACAGAACCGGAAGUGAACGGUGUUCUUGGACAGACUACGACCCUCACAUGUACCAUCUCUGAUACACAAUCUGCUCCUAACUCCAAAUACUGGAUAUUCAACAGCAAUGAGAACAUCAUGUCGGAGACGGCAGACUACCUGCCCACAGUAGUGACGGACGGUACCACCCUUACUUCCACCCUCACUAUAAAGUCAGUGUCAGUAGGAGGGGACUUUACUUGUAUCUUUGUGUACCAGACUGACGGAGUGGAUUUGGAGGUCUCAGCUUCUACUACUCUCAAAGUUACAAAUAUAGAGAUAAAAGGAGGAGGAGCACUGCAGAACCAUCCUGGUAUAUCAACUGUCACGUGUAAACUGGUAACAGCGGAUACGGAACCUACUAGAGUCUAUUGGAAGUACAACUCAAACGAGAUCACAGAAAACGUCACCUCCACUGGUUUCAUAGCCGGCAGCAAGACCACAGAGCUCCGCUACUGGGGGGUAGACAGUGACAGUGACUUCUUUUGUAACUGGGUCUGGGACGGGGAACCGGAAGUGGUUAUGAGGGUUCCUGUUGAAGUCGGAGAACUGGAAGUAUCAGGGCUCGUACUGAAACAAGGUGAGACUGGUCAGAUCACGUGUUCUAUUAAAGACUUUGAGACCCGUCCUCAGAAAGUCACGUGGAAGAAAGAUGGGAAUGCUCUCAACAGUAUCGUUAUCGGAACCAACAACAAGGAAUCUAGCUGGACACACAGUAUAACUAACGCAGGAGUGGACCAGGCGGGGGAGUACUCGUGCUCGCUAAACGUGGGGAAUGAUGUUCUGGAACUUAGCAACCAUGUCACUGUUGGGGCACCAGUGAUAAGCUCUACGCCGUUUGUUGAACAAGGAGGUGACUUAGUCCUAACCUGUAAACUAACAGUGUACAACCUACAAGCUAAACCUAAAGCUUACUGGACCGCAAACGGCAAUACAAUCACCGAGCCUCUGGAUACGGAAGUAACAGAUAAUACAGUAACAAGUACAGUAACACUGAGUAAAGUUAACAAAGAUAACGAGGUAGCGCAUGUCUGCGUGUUUGUGUUCACUGACCCCCAAUCUGCUGAUAUCUCUUCAGACCCUCUUACUCCUGAUGUUCUAGUGUUUGGAGUAGAGCCAGUGUCCCAAUACGGCUCAGUAGGCAGUGUAGCUACCUUUACCUGCACAGGGGAGGCGGGUAACAGUGAUGCUGGCAACCCUACUGUUAACUGGUACAGCACCGAGGGAGUCCAGAUCGGAGAAGUGGGAAGCACGAUCUACAAGUUAGAAAUACCACUAACUGGUACAGUAGUGGAGUGUAGGGUGACCUGGGCUAAUACUAACGUUAUACUCAAGACAACGGUCGCUGCUAUUGUCAGUAAUGUGGAAGCACUGCCCACACAGUACACUACAGAAGGGAAUAGCUCAGUAGAUCUGACGUGUCUUUACAAAGCUACUUCUGAGAACUAUGGAGCAGCUCCCUCGGAAGUAGGGUGGUUCAGGAUAGAGUCUGACAACUCUCCUACUGACCUCAGCACAAUAGCUGGCUACUCUGUCGACAAAGGAAUCUAUAGUGCCGGAGCGCAGACCAGUACCUUGACCAUCAGUAAUGUUAAGAUUGCUAACAACGAUGAUAAGACUUUCCAGUGUAAUUUCACUGUUGCUGGCCAGACUGUUUCUGGGAAGAUUAAACUUAGAGUUCUUGGAAUCUACCUGAACGUAGCAACUGAAAGCAUCACAAAGAUGUCGGGAGAGUAUCUCAGUCUAACAGCAGCCACUACACGUACCUACGACGUGAGCCCUACUUGGAGGUGGUUUAGAGAUAAGGAGCAGGGAACAACUUUGUUCGCGGGGGACGGUCUGAUAUUCCCUUCUAUCAGGGUAACUGAUGCUGGAAAGUACGUAAUUAACGCUCAUUUUGAGGUGCCUGUCGGAGAUGAGAUGAGAUCUUUAGAUGUUACCGCUACUACUACUGUCAUUGUCAACCCGGGUUGUAAGACUGGAUCAUUAAAGAACGUGAAGAACAGUGGAGAUAUUCCUCAGUACGUCCUUAACGGCUGGAGUGCUACCAUUCACUGCUCGGAUAACUACAUGCUGGAUAACUACAAGUACGAGACGUCCCAAAUUCUCUCCUGUACUUCAUCUGAUUUCGUGGAGUUAACUAUGAUCAGCUGCAUUGCUGGAUGUUGGUACGUGGUGCAAGAUCACGAGACAGUUGUUAGUUUUGGGAACAGUGUGAGAACACCAGGAGGUCCCUACCCUCUCUAUCCUAGUGAUAGUUUCAUAACAUCAUGUGAUACUGAUAACAACAAGACGUUUCCGUCCGGGACUAACCCUAACUACACUUGCCCUGAUGGAGGAGGUGUAAUGUCCUACACGCUGUGUACAGACGGGUGUAGAUAUGUGGAGGAUAAUAAGAUUAAUUUAACGUUUCCUGAUAAGAUGGUUCACAAAGACCUUCUUCCUCGAGGAGAAAAGUUGAAGUACGAGUGUCUUGAGGGUGAAGAUAACGUGUAUAACGCUGACCAUACCUUCACUUGUGUGGUGGAUGCUAACAACAACUCUAUCUCUAUCAACCUUCAGAUCUGCACUGUGCCGGUGCCGUGGGACGCUAUUAUAAUCGGACUAGCUGUCUUCCUGUUGAUACUGGCUCUGGCGAUGAUGGUGUUUGGGCUUUAUCUCUACAUGAAGAGGCAGAAGAGGAAGAUAAAGCUGCUUAACGGGGGAGAUGGUAUAUAUAGCAACCCAGCUGCCAAGGAGUCAGACGGGGGGCAGGGUGAUAUGGAGAUGGUGGAGCUGUGUAAACCUAUUGAGAUAUCCCAGUAUCAUGCCAAAUACAAGCAGUUGAUGGUAGAUGACUGUUACGCCCUGUCUCUGGAGUACGCUAAGAUAGCUAAAGAUGUUCCUAUCUCUAUGUAUCCCAUUACUGUCGCCAAGCAGCCCAUGUACAAAGCUAAAAACAGGUUUAUAGACAUAUUACCGUAUGACGGCACCAGGGUGACACUACAGCAGAUCGGAGAGGACCCCACCUCUCAUUACAUCAACGCUAGUUACAUUGACACAUUGGAGGAACCGCGAAAGUUCAUAGCCGCACAAGGACCUAAACCUGAGACACUAGCUGACUUCUGGAGGAUGAUGUGGGAGCAGAACAGUCAUGUCAUAAUCAUGGUUACCAAUCUAGUGGAGAAGGGCCGUAAGAAGUGUGAAGAGUACUGGAGCGACACCAAACCCCAGAGUUACGGUAACACCACCGUGGAGUGUCUGGGUAUUGUAUCCUUCCCCGACUACAAAGUCCGGAAACUUUCCGUCACACAGGGUUCAGGUAAGUCGCGGAUAGUAACUCACUACCAUUACGAGGGAUGGCCCGACCACGGUGUACCGGAUACUCCCACUAGUAUGAUAGCCUUCGCUAAACGGGCCUUCUCCGACAACCUCCAGGGACAAGGUCCCAUAUGUGUACACUGCAGUGCGGGUGUGGGGAGGACAGGGACUAUCAUCUCCCUCCACCUCCAGAUGGAGAACGUGAAGAACAACAACAAGAUCAACAUAUACGACACUGUCGUGCAGUUGAGGAAGUGCAGGAAGAUAAUGGUCCAGACUGAAUCCCAAUACGUGUUUGUCUAUCAAGCUGUUAACGAGUUGUUGAGAUGUGGAGAUACUGAGAUAUACGCCCAGAUGCUCUCCCACGCGUACAGGGAUUUGAGGAAGACCGUGUCAGGCACAGAUAAAACUGGUAUUCAGGUAGAAUACCAGAGACUGGUUUACAUUGCUAAAGAGGACUCCAAUGGCAAGUUUAUAGAAGCUACAAAAGAGUAUAAUCACAAUAAAAACAGAUAUCACAACAUCCUGCCUUACGAGAAGAACCGAGUCAAACUCGCUUAUCAGACGGGCGUACCCGGAAGUGACUACAUAAACGCCAGCUACAUUUCCUCCUACCACGAGAAGAACGUGUACAUCUCGACCCAGGCUCCUAAGGAUGGGACAGUUGUUGACUUCUGGAAGAUGAUAUACGAGACAGGAGCCUGUUCUAUCGUCUGUAUGACUAAUGUUGUCGAAGAAGGUAAGAUAAAGUGUGCCCAAUACUGGCCGCUACAAGAGCAGGAAGAAGUAGAGUACGGAUCCUGCAAGAUAAAGUUACUGGCAGUGGAUGAGGGUCCUGAUAUAACGAGGAGGGAGUUGUGUGUAACCCACUCCUCAGACGGCUACAAGGCUCUCAGACUUGUCAGAUUAUGGCACUUCACGACCCUCACAGAAAAGAGCAUGAAGUUGGGAGGACUGGCCAUGAUAGGGGCAAUAGAGAACAUGGCUCGGUGGCAGAAACAACAGGGCAACAAGCCGGCUGUCGUGCACUGCGGUGGUGGGGUGGGGAGAGCUGCUGCUUUCAUUGCUAUUGCUAACUGUCUCGAACAGCUAAAGUUAGAAGGAACUGUGGACAUUUUCCAGACCGCCCUGCAGCUGCGUCGCUCCCGACCUUUCAUGGUUCAAAGUGUAGAUCAGUACGACUACAUCUACAGAGCACUGGUGCAGUAUGUGGACAGCUUUGAUAAUUACGAGAACUUCAAAUAGUUGGAAUACUUCCGUAAUACUGUUCAACUUUAGCGCAGGAUCGGUUCGCUUACUCGGCUUCAGUUAAUUAUGUGCGACAUGUUUGGAACCGUGCAACCGAACCUGAACACAUAACCGAAACUGAGCUAAAGUUAAACAGUGGAAUUACUUGUGAGAGCAGUUUGGUUUAUUAAAACCUGAACAAACCCAUACCACCAACAGUGUCACAGUUUCUUAAUAGUUUGAAUGUUCGCCAUGAUAAAAGUCAUUUCGUCUUCGAGAAGAAAACCAUUAUUUUUACUAUUGUAUUGUAUUUGAAGAGUUAAUAAAGUUGAUUGACGGAAAGCAUGUUAUUUAACUAUUGGAUAAAACAUAUGAAAAUGUGGAGGAAUGUUUUGAACCUUGACAAAGACUUGACCUAUUGAUUUGAUGCUUGUUAAUGAGUAUAGAAUUAGAAGAAAAGAAGACUGGAUCAAAUUAUGUGUUAUUGUAGUAGCAAGAUAUUUGAAUUGUUUGUUUUAUGUGAAUUUCUACAAUAACUGAUAACGUUGAUUUUGAUCUAUUUUGGGUCGAGGUUUAUAUAUGACAGGGACGUGGUUAUUUAAUUUAGAACUUUUGUUAUUAAAGGUCUUCUUUUCUUCUAGUUAAUUCCCACACUAUAUAUUUUUUAAUUUCAGCAUUUUGUAGAUAAAUCCGGUACGAUUUAUAUUAUUUUGUAUUAUUUAUUUUGUUAAGAAUUUUAGUUGUGUUUGCUGUUUGACGCCAGUUGAUAAUAUUGUAUAACCGUUAUUACCUCUCUCUCGAUUCGAAAUAGUAAGAAGCUGUUUAAGCUGCAUAUUUGACGCUUCGAUUAUUCACAUUGUUCAAAUCUUUUAUCAUU
This is a messenger RNA of Bolinopsis microptera, 6893 nucleotides long. RefSeq lists its product as uncharacterized. The record is from RefSeq and is a predicted model, not a curated record. NCBI's taxonomy places the organism in Eukaryota, Metazoa, Ctenophora, Tentaculata, Lobata, Bolinopsidae. Gene Ontology annotation, molecular function: protein tyrosine phosphatase activity. The transcript is spliced from 44 exons. Gene Ontology annotation, biological process: protein dephosphorylation. The coding region runs from base 20 to 6034 and encodes 2004 amino acids.